AUGAGCAAUUCAAAUAGGGCGAAAGUCCACACGUUGUCGGAACAGGAGGUCGGCGACACGAAACUACGGAUUAAUAAGAUGAAAGUAGCAGAGUUGAAAGAUAUCUGUCGUUCGAUGGAAAUCAAACUAACAGGAAAGAGACAGGAGUUGGUGGAUCGAAUAACAAUGUAUUUCAAUCAAGGUGUAGAGCAUUCGGAUCCUGUGAGAUUAUUGUCGGUCAGAACUAUUGUAUUGAAGAGAUGUAAUGGGUCUAAUCUACCUCCAUAUAAACAAUUAUACAAUGCCAUAAAGAGUGGAGAAUAUAAAGCUGAUGAACAAACAGAAGAUCAAGAAGAUGAGUCAAUACAUAAACAUGACACUCGUGCAUACAGGGGACACUCUCUUUACUUUAAAGAUAAUCCAUUUUAUAGAUUAAGAAGGUUGGUUCAUGGUAGCCCUCAGCUUUGUCCAGCUCUGAAGAAUAAAGCAACUAUUACAUAUUCAUUCAUUUUAAAUGCAGAAGAGAAUAAUUUCUUAAGUCUGAAAGAUGAAAGUUAUAGAUUUUACUUUUUAUGUGGUAUGAGAGCAUCAGAUUCUCCUUCUUCAGGAGAUGUUUUAAUUCAAUAUCCAACUCCUUGUGAACUUCACGUAAAUGGUACUCAAGUAGUCCAACAAUUCAAAGGUAUAAAAGGAAAAGUAGGUACGUCAAAGCCUGCUGAUAUAACAUCAUUACUAAAGAGUGCUCCUACCUCAAAUAAAAUUCAUUUCAUAUACACCCAAACAUCAGAAGACUUCCUAGGUUAUAUCUAUAUCGUUCAACUAGUCCCAGUUGAAUCAAUCCUAGCCCAAAUACUAUCACGUCCACAUAUUCACAAAAGUACCACGUUGCAGAAGAUCCUUUCCCAACAAGAUGAUGAAGAAAUAGAAAUUUCAAACAGUACAAUAUCGUUAAGAGAUCCAGUUUCAUAUACAAGAUUAAAGCAUCCGGUUCAAUCAAUUGCUUGCAAACAUACUCAAUGCUUUGAUGCUGCUAUUUUCUUAGAAGCUCAAUUACAAGUGCCGACAUGGUCAUGCCCAUUCUGUCAAGUAAAAGUUAAUUUUGAUGAUUUAGCUGUAUCCGAUUAUUUUAUGGACAUACUAUCUUCAAUUGAUUCUAAUGUAAACCUGGUUAUUAUUCAAUCUGAUGGAACAUGGCUAGCAGAGCAUGAAGCUGAUGAUUUAAGUGAUGAUAGUGAUGACGAUGUCCGUCAUCCAUUUAGUAGAGGCUCUAGCAAUGUGCCUCAAAUUGAAGCAAUAGAGAUCUUAGAUUCGGACUCCGAACCUGAAGAUGAAGCACAAGUUCCACCUGCUGUCCCCGUGGUAUCUACACCAAGCUCAGUUAUACAAGGGUCGCCAGCGUUGUCCGAUGCUAUAACUCCCGCUAUUAGUCCUUCGGAGAUCGAAAAUGCACGUAACAAUGCAAAUGAUGCGAGUACUUCUGAGAGAGCUUCAAGUUCCGAACUGGCAAAUUUACCUUUGGCAUUUAGGGCUGAAUCAUUUUCAUCUGUUUCUUUAUCUCCUGCAACCCAAUCGCCUAGAUUAUCUCCACCUACACAACCAGCAAGUCGUCUUGUUACAUCAGCUAGUUCUGGAGCUAGACCGGUAAAUUCGAAUAGGUCUGUACAACGUGCUAAUGGUCUCGUAAUACCCAGAAUAGAAACUUCCUCGAGUGAAUCUCCACCUGACAUUUCUAGCCCCGUUGAUAUAUCGCAGAAUCGUCAUCAUGAUUCAACGAAUCGCCGUGAUAAUGAUGAAACAGGACCACUGACAAACAUACCUCCAUCUCACCAACGUCCUAAAAGUCCAGCCCCUCAUCAUGUACAUCGAAAGAGCCCAGUUUCAAACUUAUUUAUUCCGAGUAGAAGACCAUUUGCUCGACCAACGGGUCCAAGAGUUCCUCAAAGAUCAUUGUUUACGGAUGAUUCUCCAAAUUUGGACAGACAGGAACAAAGUUCUCUGGAAAACAGAGUCAAUAAUCUGGUUUCUGAAUCAUUUGAAAGAAGCAAUAGGAUUUCUAAUCAAAGACAAAAUUAUAAUGCUGAUACAUUAGCUAAAGAUACGAGUGGUUCAGUCGAACAACCACAAAUCAGGCGUCCUGUUGUUGUGUCAAGGUUCAGCAGUCCUGCUGAAAGAGUAGUUGAUAGCUAUAUUCCAAGUUCAAACAACGUAAGAUCGAAUCAAGAAACUACUUCAAACACCAUCUCAAAUAAUACACACCAGAGUACAACUACUAUCCAAACAAAUAGUUCAUAUCACACUACAUCUGCUAUUGAAUCAAAUAAUGAGCCUCGUUCUACUGCUAUUCAAGAAAGUGCUACACCAAGGGUUGUCGAAGCUGGCGUUCCAUUGAGCAGAACAAAUGAUGAGUCCUCCAAACAUCCAAUUCAGCAUACUGCUGAGCCACUAGAACGAUUUCAACGUAUAGAUCACAAUACUCCAUACACGCAAACUGCGGAAAUUGGAUUUUCAAAGGAAACAUAUGACAGAGUCCCUGAUAGUUCAAAUUUGAGACACGAUACAAUAUCAAAUCAAAGAUUGCCCGACCGUCUGGAAAGGAACCAGUCGUUUUCUUUGGGCAGUUCAAUUUUGUUUGGUGAUCCUGAUACAUCACCUAACGGUACUGUUGCAAAUGGGCAAACUCCAAAUCUCGGAAGUACUUCGGCUGAUAAAGAGCGUCGGGAUUCUUUGCCUGCCACUCGCCCAGCUUAUGAAAGUAGAACUCCAUCUACUUCUUGGGGUCGUACGAGCUUUGCUGCAGACUCAAAUAAUUCGUCCAAUGUUCCAAAUUUAAUACAUCGUUCAAAUAUUCCACCAAACUCAUUUGUGUCCCCUAGCUCUGAUCCUGUCACUAAAGCUCUUGCUACCAUGCAUGACAAUAUAAAUCAAAGGUUUUUCAACAAUGGUGCUUCUCGUCCAGCUGCACCUCAACCUAGCCCCUACCUGAGGAAUAAUACUAGUUCAGCUUCCACAACUGCUCCAUCAAACGCAUUGGUAUUAUCAACUAGUUUCUCUGAUGAGAAGUUACAGAAUCUUUUUAAACAAUUUGUGGCUCAAGAAAAUCAAUUUAGAGAACAAAUCAGUCAGUUGGACAAGGAUCAAGCUAAAUUUUUGAGAGAGUAUGAUGCUGAAACAAAUCGUUUGGUGAUAGCAUAUGCUGCUCCUAGGACGUAUGGACCAGAAUAUCCAGAAGAUUUCCUCAAAACAUUAGAGCGUCAAGAUCAACAGCGCAAAGAAAAGAUCCUACAUGAAAGAGAAGUGAAACGUGAAGAUUAUAUCAAGAUGCAAGCUGAAGUGAAGAGCACUAUGCUAGCUCAACAAGCUGAGGCAAAAGCAACCAUCGAUGUUGAAAGAGAAAAGGCUAGAAAGGAACUUCAAAGGAGAAAUACAAAGCCAGCAGCAGUUUCUCCUACUUCUAGUAGCACAGCUUCUUCAAUUUCAAACAAAGAGCCAGUGCCAAGACUGACCAGAGAGGUCGAUGCAGUAAUACCUAGCGGUAGUCGCUUAGAAUUAGAUAAAUCUCCUUCUGCAGAACUGGAUGUAAUGGCUGCUUUGAAGAUUCUUAAUUCAUUGAAGGCGAAUGUCCCAUCAGCCCAGGUAUCAUCAUUAUCAAAUGCCCCAGCUCAGAAAAGACAAAAGGUUGGUCCAGAUAGUUCAGAAUUAUUGAAUAAUUUUCAAAAAUCUCAAGGCACUCAUUCGUCUGAGAGUCUGACAUCUCCUAUAAAUGGCAGGAUUAGUGAAAUCUACAUUAAUUCACCUGAUCCCCAAAGAUAUAAUUCAAAGAUACUGAAAUUUGGUGUACCUAAUAGUAGUUUUGGUAUGAGUAGUAAUGCCACCUUUAUUGAUUUAACAUCGGAUUCAGAAGAUUGA
Molecule: messenger RNA, 3885 nt
Organism: Scheffersomyces coipomensis
Lineage: Eukaryota; Fungi; Ascomycota; Pichiomycetes; Serinales; Debaryomycetaceae
Gene: SIZ1
Product: SUMO ligase
Exons: 1
Coding region: 1-3885 (1294 amino acids)
Biological process (GO): protein sumoylation
Cellular component (GO): chromatin
Molecular function (GO): zinc ion binding; SUMO ligase activity
Source: RefSeq, a predicted model, not a curated record